CAAGGACCAUGCCCCCUGCGCCCUAUCCGCUCUGUUGAACCGCCGCGUGCUCCGACAUGGACGCGUUCCUGACUACUCUCAAGCAGCUCGGCCAGUUCGCCGGCCAGAUGCUCCUCGGUGGCAUGCUGGCCUCGGGCGGCUUCCUCCUGAGUCUGUUUGCCCCUGUCCUCAUCCGCUUCGUGCCUACUCUCGGCGAAAAACCCGCAGAACGACGGCUGGCCAAGCGCCUCGACGCCUCCAAGAAGAUUGCCGGCCUUGAGUCGCUCGAAAGCGUGCACAGCGAGAAGACGCGCACGUCCGUGGUCACGAACGUCACCUACGUCCCGCUGAGGACGGAGUCUCCUGACUCGUCCGCGCCGUCGCACGAGGCAGACAAGCACGUCACCUUCACCAUCCAACCUCCGACCCACUACGUCCCCGUCAGCGGCAACCUGAAAGGCUCCAAAUCGUCGUUCCCCAAGUUUCAGAGGAAGCCGCGACCGAGUGCGCUUCCGCUCCCACUCCCUCCCGCAUUCGAAAUAUCCUUGCCGACCACUGCGCCCGCCGCUCAUCUACCCACGCCGUCUAGCGGCAGCCUCUUCGACAAGGUGAAGAUGCGUACACCCUCCGAAAAGUCGCGCUCUCCCCAAGUCUCGCCGCGGCCCUCGCUGAAGGAGCUUUGCACGAAAAAGAGCAAGAGAGCGAAGGUGUUCCGGUCGGCGACGGCGCCCGUGCCGAAGAUCAAGAAGCGCCCGUCCUCCUCACCUCGGGAUCAACAGGCUUCGACGUCUUACGCCGAGGACUGCUACUUCCACCACGGCCUAAAGCGACAAGCUUCUGGUCUGAUGACUCCCCUCCCUAGCGACUCCGAAAUCGCCGACAGUCGCGUCCCCUGUCCCAUCACGAAGCGUAAAUCGUCCAGUCCGAAACCAACGCCUCGCACGCAACCCUAUGCAGCCCCCUACUUUUUCCCUUCUCCUGGCUCGCCAGAGGCGACAGACUACGUGCGUCGUGUACGCGAGGAGCGGCGGCAGUACCCCCGACGCGCCGCGUCGAUCGACGUCACCCUACCUCGGACUGAGCCCGCGUCGUCCACCCCGCCCGUGCUGGCGGCGAGUCCUAGCCUGACUCCGCCCGUGCAGCCGCCCGUGACGCCGCCUUCAGAGAAGGCGCCGCCGGGCAUGGCGCGUACACGGAGUCUACCGAGGAAGGGCAGCGCGCUGAGGAGGUUCAGUUGGGGCCCCACGGACGAUCUCGGGGUGCUGGAAAUAACGAAAGCGUCACCUCCGCCUGCGAAGGAGAAGGAGGCCAUGGGCGCUCGGUCGCCUUCGCGGCCGCUCUUUAAGUUGUUGGGCAAGUCGUCCCCACACGGGCAAGGAUAAGCUUUCCUUGCAUACUACCCUCACCGGUCGCGACGCAUUAUCUUAUACAUCAUAAUCACCGAUAUCACCCAUCGGCUCCCUCAGCGGAGGCAUCACGCUCUUUUACCCCUCAUACCGAGCAAGUAGAUAUCAUCCAGCACACUGAACACCC
Messenger RNA from Punctularia strigosozonata HHB-11173 SS5, 1512 nucleotides. RefSeq lists its product as uncharacterized. The transcript is spliced from 2 exons. The coding region runs from base 57 to 1361 and encodes 434 amino acids. The record is from RefSeq and is a predicted model, not a curated record. NCBI's taxonomy places the organism in Eukaryota, Fungi, Basidiomycota, Agaricomycetes, Corticiales, Punctulariaceae.